AUGGCCACCGUAACCAACGGCGGCGGAGACAAACCAAAACCACCAAGGCCCAAACGAAUUUGCUUCUCAUUCGCAGCCUACGCCACCGACCUCAUCGAACGCCUCAAAUCCACCAACGCUGUGGUCGAGGAAGGCCUCUCCGACACCGAAUUCUCAUCCAUCGAAUCCAAUUUCGGAUUCACCUUCCCGCCGGACCUCCGCGCCAUCCUCCAACAAGGCCUCCCAAUCUCGCCUGGAUUCCCCAAUUGGCGCUCCUCCUCCGGGCAACAGCUCCUCAACCUCCCCGCCUCCUCCAUCCUCCGCCGUGUCUCCAAUAAUCAAUUCUGGCAUCCAUCAUGGGGCCCGCACCCGGAGGAUCCAGUCCAAGCCGCGCGCCGAUUAUUGAGCGACGCGCCGCGACUUGUUCCAAUCUACCGGCAUUGCUACAUGCCUUGCUCCCCUAACGUCGCCGGGAACCCUGUUUUCCACAUCGAUCACGACGGGCACGUCAGAGUAGUGAGUUUCGAUGUGGCUGGAUUCUUCUGUGAGGUGUCGAAGGAGGAGGGGCCGGUGUGGGCAGCGACGUCGGCGAGGAGGAUUGGGUUCUGGUCGGAGGUGGCGGACGGGAGGGGGUGGAGGUGGUGGUGGUUGGGCGGUGGUGGUGAGAAGGCGAAAUUGGGUGGGUGUUUGGAAGGGGUGUGGCGGAGGUUGAGGGAGGGAGGGUGGAAGGAGGAGGAGAUACGGGAGAUGAUGACGGUGGCGACGACGGAGGAGGAAGGGAAACGGAAGUUACGGAACCGGUUGAAAGAUAGAGAGGCGAUGACGUGGCACGUGAGAGUUUUGUCGAUGAUUUUGCUGCGUGCGGGAUGGAGCAGGGAAGAUGUGGUGUACUCGCUUGGGGAUGAAGGAAAUUCAUGGUUGGAAUAUCAUCAAAAUCAACACUGA
This is a messenger RNA of Lotus japonicus, 924 nucleotides long. RefSeq lists its product as uncharacterized. Lineage: Eukaryota; Viridiplantae; Streptophyta; Magnoliopsida; Fabales; Fabaceae. The transcript has a single exon. Bases 1 to 924 code for a protein of 307 amino acids. The record is from RefSeq and is a predicted model, not a curated record.